AUGUCAGGCUCCAUGAACCCACAAACCACAUGCAGGGCUACACAGAGCUGUUUAGGCUUCCAACCCGACCUUUUCUGGGAUGUGUCACUUCUGGUUGAUCGCAGCGACUUCCCAGAUCUGGCAUGGCUCAUCCCAGAUAACCUCACAACUGCACAAUCCAUCACACCUACACUAAUAGUGGUGGCAACGGUGGCUAUUGCAAAUGCAUUAGUCAAGUGGCUACGAAAGAAACUCAAGGAAGUACUUACAAAUGGAGAGGAUUUAGUUUUUCCAUUCCAUUCAAUUAUACCCCAAGAGGAUCGUCUGACAACACUCCAGGAGCUCGAGGCUGGGACAGUGCGAAUAGUGGUGGCAAUGACAGCAGCCCAAGUUGGAUUAGACAUGGCAAUAUGGAAUGUCGUGAUCUUGGAUCUUCUCCAGACUUCAAGGCCAUGA
Cantharellus anzutake is the source of this 435-nucleotide messenger RNA. RefSeq lists its product as uncharacterized. The transcript has 2 exons. Bases 1 to 435 code for a protein of 144 amino acids. NCBI's taxonomy places the organism in Eukaryota, Fungi, Basidiomycota, Agaricomycetes, Cantharellales, Hydnaceae. The record is from RefSeq and is a predicted model, not a curated record.